AUGGCACACUACAGAAUCGCAGCUUUUGUCGCUGUAGCGGUAAUCAAGGCAGUUGCGGCUGCUGCUGGUCCAUGUCUUGCUACCGCGUCUUGGGAUGACACUCGGCUCGAUGUGUUUGCCCUCGCACCAGACGCUUCGAUUGGACACAGAUACUGGGUCGGGCAACAACCCUGGCAGCCGUCCUACGGCAUUGAACGACUGCCAUCGCAAGCCGGCAGUUGCCCGUCUGUCACCUCAUGGGGGGAGGGCCGUCUAGAUAUAGUGUAUACCAGCAGCUCCGGUAAGGAUGUGCUGCACAAAUAUUACGGUGGCGGAAAUUGGGGACCUUCGUGGGAGGGAGAAGAGAGUUUAGGCGGGAAUUUCACUGUUGAUGCGGUUUCGUCUGUCUCAUGGGAUGAGAACAGGUUAGAUAUCAUCGCGAAAUCCAACGGUGCUUACUUUCACAAAGCGUGGACUGGAGAUGACUGGUUUCCGCAAGGAAAGGCCUGGGAGAACUUUGGCGGCGAGUUCAUCAGUAACCCAGCCAUUGUCUCAUGGGGCAACGGACGUCUUGAUAUCAUAGGACUAAAUGAUAAUGCUUCGCUCCUCCACAAGUAUUACGAUCAUGGCUGGUCUGAGUGGGAAGACCUUGGGGGAGGUCCGUUCAUUGGCAACCCAGUCGCGACGUCUUGGGGACAGGGCCGGCUCGACUUCUGGGCAAUCAGUUCAGAUGGCGAGCUAAAUCAUAUCUACUACGCUGGAGACAAAUGGUCAAAAUGGGAGGACCUUGGUGGUUCAUACACCGAUACUCCAAAAGUGGUGCACUGGAAUGUGGGUCGUAUCGACAUCGUCGGUAAAGGUCAGGAUGACGAUUACUAUCAUCUUAAAAGCUUUGAUGGCUCGCAGUGGAACCCUUCCAACAAAGAUUGGUAUAACCUUGCCGGACCGUUCGAGUCGGAACCUGCUUUGGUUGCCAAAAAUGGCACGAAUUUUCUGCAUGUUUUUGGUGUGGAUGAUAAAAAUGAGGUUAGGAUGCAAAUAUGGUCUGGGUACGAAUGGCAACCAUCUUACAACGAGACUUGGUCUUUAGGAGUUUUGCCAAUCCAAGCUGAUAGUUUGGUCCAAAGCAACGGCCAAAAGGUUCUUAAAGGGUCAGAACUAUGA
Messenger RNA from Truncatella angustata, 1143 nucleotides. RefSeq lists its product as uncharacterized. NCBI's taxonomy places the organism in Eukaryota, Fungi, Ascomycota, Sordariomycetes, Amphisphaeriales, Sporocadaceae. The transcript has 3 exons. Bases 1 to 1143 code for a protein of 380 amino acids. The record is from RefSeq and is a predicted model, not a curated record.